Messenger RNA from Fulvia fulva, 2274 nucleotides. RefSeq lists its product as uncharacterized. Gene Ontology annotation, cellular component: cytoplasm. The transcript has a single exon. Gene Ontology annotation, molecular function: guanyl-nucleotide exchange factor activity; protein binding. NCBI's taxonomy places the organism in Eukaryota, Fungi, Ascomycota, Dothideomycetes, Mycosphaerellales, Mycosphaerellaceae. The record is from RefSeq and is a predicted model, not a curated record. The coding region runs from base 1 to 2274 and encodes 757 amino acids.
AUGGAAGAACAACACCAGACCACAAAGCUCCUCGACCUCCCGAUCGACAUCCUCCUCCUCAUAUUCCCAUACCUCGACGCACCAUCCUUCCUCAGCUUGACGGCCACCUGCAGAGCACUACACAGCACCGAGAUAUUGCAUGACAGUGCCUUCUGGUCCCACCUCGUCCGCCGCGACUUCCGUGUUCCAAAUCAGCCCGUAGUCCAGAAUGAUGGGCACCGCUGGCAGAAGCUGUACAAAAGGCUUCGAACACAAGCCAAGAUCUUCACAUGGGGCAACAACGAGAAAGGAUGCCUGGGUCAUUCCUACGAAACACCCAUGAUUACAUCUCCCGGUCCCGGCGCCCGAAGAGGACGUAGACGCCAUGUGAACUGGCCGGUGGAAAUGCAGGGCAUUACGAAAGCAAUGGGUGUGAUCUCGGAUGUGCAGUGUGGAGGCUGGAGUACGACUAUGUUGACAAGCAAGGGAGCGCUCUACAUGGUGGGAGUCAUGGACGGCUUGUUUUUCGAUCGAAGGCAGCCGCCGUAUGUACAGCGGGUUCAGGCGCAUCCUGUUGCGCUAAAGUUUCCGGACGGGUACCCGAAGGCUGGGGAGCGGUAUGAGCCCGCUACUGCACUUCGCCAGUUCUCUAGUGGGAGAGCUCAUGUGCUUGCCCUGAGUGACAGUGGGAGGAUUUGGACCUGGCAUAACGCAGAUCUACCGGGCACACAUGUGAAGUUCGUGCACCACGAAACGAAAGAAGAUGGGCGGGAGCGUGGCAGAGGAGCGAUCAAAAAUGUGGUGGCUGGAUGGAACAAGUCUGCGGCAUACAUCGAGGGAAGUGGAAUCGUGAUCUGGGAGCCGCUCCAGAUGUCGCAAGCAGAAUGCGAUGAAACCGACACGGCUUUAGUCCUGGAGACUGCCGUGGUGCCUGGAACGAAGUUCAUCACUUCAAAGCAUGCCAAAGCCGACGAUACAGACGCGGCCAUCGGCGAAGUACAGAGCUUCAUUGUGUUGGAGGCCGCUAUCGUAUUCAAUACUUCGCUCGGCAAGGUGUUUGCAGCACAGAUCAUCUGGGACGACGAACAGCAGACGGUGAAAGAUCCUAUCGAGCUUCAAAUGUCUGGCAAGUCCGACGACCCUGAGUUUGUGACAGAUGUUCAAGGCUCAUUCCAGAACUUCGCCAUCUUUACUAAGGCGGGCGCCGUACUAACCAGCAACCUGGACACGCUUAUGCCAAUGCUUCAGCGCACCAAUGCCUGGAUGCAAUCGAGUCCAGCUGGGCUCUUCAGGAAGAUUCCUGCGUUACAAAACAAGCAAGUCAUAUCUCUUGCAUUUGGCGACUACCACAUCCACGCCCUCCAUGCGCCAGGCCACAUUACCAGCUACGGGUACGAGCCGCAAGGGUGCGGUGCUCUUGGUCUUGGUGGGAGUGGCACACCCGAAAACCGUCUUCGCGGGAUCCGCAACCAGGAUAUCGGCGGCGAUGGACAUUUGGUACCACAUGCCUACACAGAAGGACGUCAAGUUUGGUUUGAGGAAGAGAAGAGACAAUGGGUGCGAUUCUUAACUUCAGGUGGUGUCGAUCAAGCAGAAGCUGCGGAGCGCAUCAGGCUCGCAAUUGGCAGUCCUGACGUUGCAGCUCAAGGCGAAGUCAGCGAGUGGAUUGAGCAGCAAGGACGUGAUUGGGAGAGUAAGUUCAACGUCGCCGGUGACAGCGACGGUGGGCUGGGUGCUUACUUUGCCCUAAGCGUGACUGCUGCAGGAUGGCAUUCUGGUGCACUAGUCUUGGUCAACGAGACAACUGCUCAGAACCUAAGCCGUGCUGUUGAAGUACCUGACGCCCCGCCUGCCACCAACGACAUCGAUAGCCUGCCGUCUCAUGAAGAAGGACCAAGUAGUUCACUGCCGCCGCGUUCAGCACCUACGCCAAUCACGUCACAGGACACGUCUUACCUUGGGCAAGCUCUUGACUGGGGUCGAUAUUUGCUAGGACUACCACCGUACAACGUCAGUGCGGCAAGCCAUGGUCCAGACCAGGUACGCGCGGACAUCAGGCUACGAUCACAGAAUGUCACUCGCGACGCACACCACAAUCUGGAGCCGAUCAAUUAUGGCGCAAGCCCCCGUAAUGGGUACAAAUACGUCUGGGCAGAUGAUCACUUUCCUCGACUGAGGCUCAGUAAUGGUACUGAGAUGCCGGGUGAGGUGGGUUUUGAUGAGUGGAGGUAUGGGCGGCCGGAGUGGAAGCUCGACUGGCAAAAUGAUGUUGAACAGGCCUCGGGUGACGACUGA